Penicillium angulare is the source of this 726-nucleotide messenger RNA. RefSeq names its product carbon-nitrogen hydrolase family protein. The transcript is spliced from 4 exons. NCBI's taxonomy places the organism in Eukaryota, Fungi, Ascomycota, Eurotiomycetes, Eurotiales, Aspergillaceae. The record is from RefSeq and is a predicted model, not a curated record. Bases 1 to 726 code for a protein of 241 amino acids. Gene Ontology annotation, molecular function: hydrolase activity, acting on carbon-nitrogen (but not peptide) bonds, in linear amides.
AUGGUACUCGCAGUUCUCUUCCUGCCCGAGGCCUCGGACUACAUAGCCUCGUCAGCCGAUGAGUCUCUUGCUCUUGCGCAUUCAGCGGAUCAAAAGGACUUUGUUUCAGCUUUGCAAACCUCAGCCAAGCGCGAGAGCAUACAUAUUAAUGUCGGAAUACAUGAAGUAGCCUCGGAACGGAGACUCAAGAACUCUCUUGUUUGGAUUAACGCCGAGGGCCAUAUCACUCAGAAUUAUCAGAAGAUACAUCUCUUUGAUGUUGAUAUUAAGAAUGGUCCUGUUCUGAAAGAGAGCGCAAGCGUACAACCUGGACAAGAGAUUGUCCCGCCCUUUGAAACACCCGUAGGACGUGUGGGCCUGGCGAUUUGCUUUGAUUUACGGUUUCCAGAAAUCAGUUUAGCACUGAGACGUCAGAAAGCUGAUAUCAUUACAUAUCCGUCCGCGUUCACGGUGCCAACGGGUAAAGCCCAUUGGGAGGUCCUCCUUCGCGCAAGAGCUAUUGAGACACAAUCCUACGUCAUAGCAGCCGCUCAGGCUGGCCCGCAUAAUGAGAAAAGAAGAAGCUAUGGUCAUUCGAUGAUUGUUGAUCCAUGGGGAGAAGUCGUGGCAGAACUAGGGGACGGGGAGCCACAGAUUGCUACGGCAGAUAUUGAUCUUGAGCUGGUGUCCAGGAUCAGGCGAGAAAUUCCUCUUCUCCGAAGGACUGAUCUCUAUCCCGAAGUUUAA